AUGCGACGAUGCUUACCGGCGACUGAGAGCAUCUUGAGCCUCGUACAGCCUUUCACACCUCGCAAUGCGACAUUCACGGCUCGAAUCGCUUUCAAUCGCCAACGAACAUUAAGCACCAAUCCUCGCCUCCGUGCCUCUGCCAAACCCGUCUCAUCACUGGAAGAACGGAUCUCGAAGAUCCCCAUCGAACGAUUCCGUAAUUUCUGUAUCGUCGCACAUGUCGACCAUGGCAAGAGCACGCUCUCAGACCGGUUGUUGGAGCUCACGGGAACGAUUCAGAAGGGAGGCAAGCAUCAGAUCUUGGACAAGCUCGAUGUGGAGAGGGAACGAGGCAUCACGGUCAAGGCGCAGACGUGUUCCAUGAUAUACAAUCACGAAGGUGAAGACUAUCUGCUGCACCUGGUCGAUACACCGGGCCACGUCGACUUCAGAGCUGAAGUCAGUCGCAGUUAUGCGAGCUGUGGAGGAGCCCUACUCCUUGUGGACGCCUCGCAGGGUAUCCAGGCACAGACGGUCUCCAACUUCUACCUUGCAUUCGCCCAAUCGCUCGCCUUGGUACCGGUCCUGAACAAGGUAGAUCUGCCAUCUGCAGAUACCAAGCGCGUGCUUGAACAGCUCAACGAUACAUUCGAGAUCGAUGCGACGAACGCCGUCAUGGUGUCAGCGAAGACUGGUCUAAACGUAGAAAAGCUCUUGCCCACAAUCGUGAACGACAUCCCCGCUCCAAUAGGUGACGAAAAUGCGCCGCUCAAGAUUCUGUUGGUGGACAGCUGGUACGACAACUACAAAGGCGUGAUUCUGCUUGUUCGAAUAUUUGAGGGUAAAGUGAAGGCCGGCGAUCGAGUCGUCUCCUUCGCGACAGACAUUGAGUACAUCGUGGGAGAGGUUGGCAUGAUGUAUCCUCUCGAGACCCCACAGACUUGUCUUCGUGCAGGGCAGGUGGGAUACAUAUACAUGAAUCCUGGCAUGAAGCGCAGUAAAGAGGCUAAGAUUGGUGACACUUACACUACUGUUGGCAGCCGUGACAAGGUGGAGCCACUUCCAGGCUUCGAAGAGCCGAAGAGCAUGGUUUUCGUGGCUGCUUUCCCCACAGACCAGGGUGACUACGCACAUCUUGAGGACAGCAUCAACCAGGUCACGUUGAACGAUCGGUCUGUCACUGUCACGAAGGAAAGCAGUGAAGCGCUUGGAGCGGGCUGGCGGCUCGGAUUCCUGGGCACGUUGCAUUGCUCAGUCUUCGAGGAUCGGCUACGACAAGAACAUGGUGCGAAUAUCAUCAUCACACCACCGAGUGUACCGUUCAAGGUCGUGAAGAGGGACGACAGCGAAGAAAUCAUCAGCAAUCCGAACAAGUUUCCUGAAGGACAGGAGGUUCAUCAGACCGUAAAGUCACUUGAGGAGCCGUACGUUACUACGACUAUAACGACUCCUGAAGAGUACCUCGGGAAAGUCAUUGAGCUAUGUGAGGGAAACAGAGGCCAACAAGAGACGAUAUCGUUCUUCACGGCCACGCAGGUGAUUGUCAAAUAUCUCUUACCUCUCGAGAGGCUUGUCGACGACUUCUUUGGCAAGCUGAAAGGUCUGACGAAAGGAUAUGCAUCACUCGAUUACGAAGAUGCUGGGUACCGUCAGGCAAACAUCGUCAAACUCCAACUGCACGUUAACAAGGUCCCGGUCGAUGCGGUGGCGCGGGUCAUUCACUAUUCCGAGGCCGAACGGAUUGGAAAGCAAUGGGUCACCAAGUUCAAGGAGCAUGUCGACCGGCAGAUGUUCGAGGUCGUCAUCCAGGCAGUCGCAGGCAAGAGGGUUGUGGCUCGAGAGACUAUCAAGCCUUUCCGGAAAGACGUGCUCCAGAAGCUCCAUGCCGCUGAUGUGAGUCGUCGCCGGAAGUUGCUCGAGAAGCAGAAGGAAGGCCGACGAAAACUGCGAGCUGUGGGAAAUGUUGCUAUCGACAACAAAGCCUUCCAAAACUUUUUGGCUAAGUGA
This is a messenger RNA of Zasmidium cellare ATCC 36951, 1986 nucleotides long. RefSeq lists its product as uncharacterized. The record is from RefSeq and is a predicted model, not a curated record. Gene Ontology annotation, cellular component: mitochondrion. Gene Ontology annotation, biological process: positive regulation of translation. Gene Ontology annotation, molecular function: GTPase activity; mitochondrial ribosome binding; GTP binding. The coding region runs from base 1 to 1986 and encodes 661 amino acids. The transcript has 2 exons. Lineage: Eukaryota; Fungi; Ascomycota; Dothideomycetes; Mycosphaerellales; Mycosphaerellaceae.